GAGACUCGCAGGGACGGAUAUUCAAUAUGGUUCCUAUGAGGUUGUUACUGCUGUUCGCAAUACCACUAAUUGGUAUUUUUCUGCAAAAAUCAUCCAGCAAGAGCAUUGACGAAAGUAAUCAUCAUCUCGAAAGUUCCUCAGACCUCGAGGGGAACCAUAUGCUGAUUCGAACCAGGCGAGAUAUAGACAGUGCAAUUGCAGAUAUGACAGAAUCUGAACGUGCAGUGGGCGAUUCAGAGCUAUCAAAUGAGGAUGAAAUAAAAAAACGUUUGGUUCGACGUAAACGAAAACGCCGCCAAAGGAUCUUCGGUGUGAGACGUGUUCUGAAGGGAGUACGAAAAGGUUUAGAUAUAGCAGAUUCUCUCACAAAUCUGAUCGGGAUCCGAGACACUGAUGAGAACAACGAAGACAAUGCGUGAGGAUGAUUAUUAGGACGAAGAGGCCUAAAAUACAUGCACAGUAAAUUAAGUAAAAAAUAAAAAAGGUAGAUUACUUU
Ostrea edulis (European flat oyster) is the source of this 496-nucleotide messenger RNA. RefSeq lists its product as uncharacterized. The record is from RefSeq and is a predicted model, not a curated record. NCBI's taxonomy places the organism in Eukaryota, Metazoa, Mollusca, Bivalvia, Ostreida, Ostreidae. The coding region runs from base 27 to 419 and encodes 130 amino acids. The transcript is spliced from 6 exons.